AGUGCUAUUCACUUUUUCUUUUUUAUAUAUUUCAUCCCACGCUUUGGAUAAACCUUCGUCUUCAACUUCAAGCUUCUAUUCAGUUCUCCACAGAGCUUAAGCAAGCAGUGGCUAUGGAUGUGGUUGCUCUAACAAAUUCGUCGUCUUCCGUUUCCAUGUUGAAUCCUAACGCUCCAUUGUUCGUUCCGAUGGCCUACAGGACGGUGGAGGAUUUCUCCGACCAGUGGUGGGAUCUCAUCCAGUCGUCGCCGUGGUUUCGUGAGUACUGGCUUCAAGAGCGCUUUCAAGAUCCUCAAAACGAUCUUUCAUUUCCAGAAAAUGAUGAAAUUGUCCUUCCGGAUCUCGAGAAUUUCCUCGAGGACUUCGCUUGUCAACAGGAAGAGGAGGAAUUGGAGUUUUCCAAGGAUUUGGUUCCAAUGGGAGCGUUCCAAUGGCAUAAGGCUCGAACUGGAGCGGAGGUUCCUAGGUAUGCUCAAAAGGCCCCCAAAAUCGUGAACGUGAAAGUAACUCCGAGGACGAUUCACCAACCGCGAUAGACUCGCCGAGGAAUCUCCAACUCAUCGAGUACGUUUCUUCAUCAGAACUCAGGAACCAUUUUAAAUUGUUGUUGAUCUAGGUUUUCCACAUCGUUUAUGUACAGAGGCUAGAACUUGAUCUGUUCAAAUUUAGCUCUGUUUGUCUGUGUUUAGUUGAUGUAAAUUUGUACCUAGUCUCACUUUCGUUUCCAAAAGAAUCUAGUUAUUAAUGUUGUUGACUUCAUAA
Molecule: messenger RNA, 762 nt
Organism: Cucurbita pepo subsp. pepo (vegetable marrow)
Lineage: Eukaryota; Viridiplantae; Streptophyta; Magnoliopsida; Cucurbitales; Cucurbitaceae
Product: protein EARLY RESPONSIVE TO DEHYDRATION 15
Source: RefSeq, a predicted model, not a curated record